GCAGUAAUCAUUUCACUCCUUAAAAACCACAUCGAUUCCAUCGAGGACAUUAUUAAGGCAGCCCUAUCACGGACAGAUUGUCCAUGGACAUCCUAAGUGUAGUGGACGUUCAACACCGAUCGGACACAUGCAAAGGCCCUGGCAGGGCAGUAUAUGAGUAAAAUGACGCAAAGAAAUGCCUUCAUCGGUUCCUGCCUGGCGAUUGUUGAGUGACCACCGUUUGUUUAGCCUUGGGGCGCAUUCUUGCUACCAAAGGUCACGAUUGAUUUGUCCCACAACCAGCCUGCUGGGAUUUUUUGGUGCCAGAAGAAAGCCUCCUCCCAUGAAAAAACAAAAGCUCCAGCGCACAUUUGAGGACGUACAAGAUCCUGUAAAGCAUGCGCAAAGCAUGACCGUGCUCCAGUGGAAUGUCCUUGCAGACGGUUUGGCGCAGUUUGGCGAUUUUGAGAGGGUACCGGCUGAUGUCCUGUCAUGGGAGUCGCGCUCGCCCCAGCUACUCAUGGAAAUUUUGGAGUCCAAGUCUGAUCUGAUCUCCCUGCAAGAAGUCAACAGAUAUGAGGACUUCUUUAAACCCAGGCUUGAGCAGCUAGGAUACACAGGCCUGUUUUGGCCAAAGGCAUGCUCGCCAGCAGAACAGUAUGGGUUUCCCUGUGACGGUUGCGCCCUCUUCUACAGAACAGAGCGCUUUGAAAUGAUUGGCCCACCAUGCGGUCUGCCCUUCAGCAUUGCAAAUGGACCUUCCGGCAAGCAGGGCAUGCUGCAAGUUUUGUUGAGGGAUCAAUUGAGCGGUCGGCAUGUGAUUUUUGCCGGCACCCACCUGAAGGCCAAGGCAGGCGAGGCUAAUGCAGCAGCCCGAGAGCUGCAGGCGAGGCAAAUGAUGGAGCGGCUUGCAUCAGCCCACCAGGCUGCUUCCAGCAACGAAUGCAAUCCAGAGAACGGCAGUUCGACUGAACCAGAUCGACAGAAAACGCCGGUUGUGAUCCUGUGUGGGGACUUCAAUGACUCCCCAACCUCAUCCGCUUGCCAAGUGGUGCGGGAGCAUUGGCUGGGGCUGUCCUGCAUCUGGGACUGGGCGGCCGCCCAUUCCACCAAUGGCUCUGUGCCUGCGCCAUUCACGACCUGGAAGUUCCGGCCUGACGGCGUGUCACAGCGAACCAUAGACUUCAUCUGGUUCUCAAAGGAUCCUCGGUUGCGGCUGCUGCGCCGGUGGCGGAUGCCAACAGAGGGCGAUAUUGGGGAGCAGGGGCUGCCAUGCGAGCGUUACCCCUCAGAUCACCUGGCCCUGUGUGCUGUCUUUGAAUUGGACGCCCUCGAGUGACAUGCUGGGACAAGGCAAGCUGGAUGUUUCCAGUACUAGACUUUGUUUUAACAUGAAUAAGCGCCCACUUGUAGAGCUCGUGCGGGACAUGUGCAAGCUGGCGGCUAGGAAAAUAACUUGCUACGGGCCUCCCAGUGCACAUUCCAAUGACGUGAUGCAAUGCUGUCUCCUUAAGGAGUUCUUAAGACC
Molecule: messenger RNA, 1507 nt
Organism: Coccomyxa subellipsoidea C-169
Lineage: Eukaryota; Viridiplantae; Chlorophyta; Trebouxiophyceae; Coccomyxaceae
Product: DNase I-like protein
Exons: 8
Coding region: 176-1318 (380 amino acids)
Molecular function (GO): 3'-5'-RNA exonuclease activity
Source: RefSeq, a predicted model, not a curated record